GCGUAAAGCCCACCCACGAAUUUCUAAACCCCGCGUGCUGCUUCUUCCUCCGCAAGCCACCUCGCUGCUCGCCGCCGGCCACGAUGGGGAGCAGGGCGGCCGCGGCGCUGCUACGCAGGGGCAGGGACCAGGCCUCUACUCUGAUGAUGAUCCCUCGCCUGCUCACGAGGAGCGCUCCGGCACCCGCUGUUCCUAGGGUUGGAUCCGGCUCCUGCGGCGGCGGAUGCCUCCUCCCGUCGCGGCUGGGUUCGACGGGGGCCUUUUCAUCCGCUGCACGAUUCGCGUCCUUCCACGCCUUCCGCUCACUCGCCCCCAAGACCUUAUUGGGCCAAUGCACAAGGAAAAUGUCAACUUCCGCGGCAGCACUGAAUUCAACUGUGGCCAAUGGAACAGCAAAUUCAGGAUUGAAGUUGCUCAUUACGAAAGGGCCUCAAGCACAGAAGGCUGUCGGGAUAUGGCUCUUUGGGUGUGCUGCCUGGGUGUUCAGCUUGGUCAUACUCGGAGGAAUUACUCGGCUCACACGUUCUGGGCUGUCAAUGACUGACUGGAAGUUCACCGGGGAAAUACCUCCGAUGUCAGAAGAGGCGUGGCUGCUGGAAUUUGAGAAAUACAAGCAGUCGCCUGAGUACAAGAGGGUGAACAAAGGAAUGAGUCUUGAAGAUUUCAAAUUUAUAUACUGGAUGGAGUAUGCACAUAGAAUGUGGGGAAGAGCUUUGGGCUUUGUAUUUGCGGUUCCUUUUGCAUACUUUGUUGCAAAAGGUUAUGUUACCCGCCAACUUGGGCUCAGACUGUCGGCUCUUUUUGCACUUGGUGGUGGGCAAGGACUGGUUGGCUGGUGGAUGGUGAAAAGUGGUCUUGAGGAACCAACAUCUGAGUAUGUUCAACCCAGGGUUAGCCCUUACAGGUUGGCAACUCAUCUGACAUCUGCAUUUGUUAUAUACUGCGGUAUAUUGUGGACUGCUUUGUCAGUAGUGAUGCCAAAUCCUCCGACUGGAUCAAUGAAUUGGGUAAAUGGUGCAGCAAAAAUUAGAAAGUUGGCAAUUCCUGUCAGUGCUGUGGUAGGCAUUACUGCCAUAUCUGGUGCAUUUGUUGCAGGCAAUGAUGCAGGGCAUGCUUACAAUUCAUUCCCAAAGAUGGGUGACACUUGGAUUCCAGAAGAUGUUUUUAGUAUGGAGCCUUUCAUACGCAAUUUUUUUGAGAAUACAUCUACCGUGCAGCUCAAUCACCGAAUUCUUGCAACAACCACUUUAUUGUCUGUGGGUGGAUUAUGGUUGGCUGCAAGGAAAAUAGACAUGCAUCCAGCUGUCAAAUCUCUGAUCGGGAGUACGCUUGGGAUGGCUGCCCUUCAGGUUACGUUGGGAAUAUCUACACUCUUGAUGUAUGUUCCUACCUCUUUGGGCUCAGCUCACCAAGCUGGAGCAUUGACUCUGUUGUCUUUGAUGAUCCUUCUCACUCACACUCUAAGAAGGCCAUCACCAUCUCUUCUUAAAUCACUUGCAACUGCUGUGAAAUCAUCCUGAUAUUUCGCCAUGAAAUUUUCCAUCAGACAAUGGUCGGCUGAAAUUCCUUCCCCUUCUAACUUGCAUUGGUGCCUUUGUUUCUUUGCACUACCUAACUACCAAAGCCUUGGCACGCCUUGCCCAGAAGUAUUCUAUUCUUGUACACGCCAUACUCCAAGUUUCCUGGUGCUAAAUAUUACAAACCUUUUCUGGA
Phragmites australis (common reed) is the source of this 1713-nucleotide messenger RNA. Its product is annotated as cytochrome c oxidase assembly protein COX15-like. The coding region runs from base 84 to 1520 and encodes 478 amino acids. Gene Ontology annotation, cellular component: mitochondrial inner membrane. Gene Ontology annotation, molecular function: oxidoreductase activity, acting on NAD(P)H, heme protein as acceptor. NCBI's taxonomy places the organism in Eukaryota, Viridiplantae, Streptophyta, Magnoliopsida, Poales, Poaceae. The record is from RefSeq and is a predicted model, not a curated record. Gene Ontology annotation, biological process: heme A biosynthetic process. The transcript is spliced from 7 exons.